Messenger RNA from Prorocentrum cordatum, 2378 nucleotides. Lineage: Eukaryota; Dinophyceae; Prorocentrales; Prorocentraceae. The record is from the annotation of a GenBank genome assembly.
GAGACAUUGUAUACGAUUUGAAGCAAAAGAUCGCGGCCAAGCUCAGGGUCCCUCUCGAGAUGCAGUACCUCCACCUUGGCUGGACUAUCUUAGAGGACGAGGUCCCCCUCGUGACGCAUGGAAUCAAGCAGCAGAUGACAGUGUGGAUCAGCGGGAGUCUCCUGGGCGGCGGCGGCAGCACUGGCAAGGGGCGAGGCGGGCGCGGGGGCCCUCGGGGCGGACGUGGGGCGGGCGGCAGCGGCAGCGGGCCCCCCCACCGUCACUUCGACGGUGACGCCCCCAUUACGGACUGGGUCAGCGCAUGCUGGCCUCAUCCAUGGGUCGACUUUGCCACGGUGUGCGGCGAGCCGCACGAACUGGUCACGCGCGGCCCGGCGUCGUACGUUCACGCGGCGUGGGAAACCUGCCCUACCACGGGGCGGCCCCACGUCCACGUGUUCGUACAGUUUGGACGACCAUGGCGUUUUGCGGAGCUCACCUCCGCGCGCUUCCAGACCAUGCAGGCCGGCGCCUGGGAGCCUCGCCGUGCCAGCCUGCGUCAGUUAUUCAACUACCUGCACACGCACACGCACACGGCCGGCGUCACGGACGACCUCCUGGCGUUCGUAUGGGGGUGCGAUUCCAUGGCGCAGAUACUGCAGGACCCCGCGCGGGCGGAGACCCUCCGCGAGCCGGGGGCGAUGACCUGGGUGGAGCGGGCCUUCAUCUUCGCCCCGGGGCAUCUGGCGCGAUUUCUCUUCGCAGCUCCCCCCGACAGCCGGACCAUCCUAUGGGUGUGCGGCUGGCACGGACGCUCCGGCAAGUCAGAGCUCGUGAAAUGGCUCCUCGCCAAUCUGCCCUCGCCCGGAGCCGUCGAAUUCCUUUUCGACAACCGCGACCCCCGCUCCGUCGCCGCCCUUGCGCCCCGAAAGAUGCAGGUCGCCAUCUUCGACAUCAGCAGACUCGGCAUAUUCAGGGCAGGCAUAGCGGUAGAGCAGCUGGUGGACGGCAAGCUUAUUAACGAGAAGUACCACGUCCACAACAAGCGGUUCGCGGCGCCCCACGUCGUCGUCUUCUCGAACUUUGCGCCUCCGAUCGAUGGGAACGCAUCCACCGGCGACAGGGUGCGGGCGAUCCAUCUCGACGCCUUCCCCGCCGACUACUCCUUUGACUUUCUCUUCCCCGCCCACCGCUUUCCCAACGCCGCCGACGCGUUUGUCAACGGGGACCCCGUUGCGGGCAUGGGGGGCGCCCCCGCCAGCAGCGCGGUCACGGGGUCCACCCCCGCCUCCCGAGCCGUGAUGCGCGCUCCACCGCCUUUGGCCACCGGCAGCGUCGUGCCUGGCCCCGCGGCCCCACGGCCGCCUGCAGUUUCAUCGGCCCCCGCGCCCGUGGCGGGCGGCGCCGCGCCGCCCGUGCGCACGCGACCCGCGUCCGGCCGCGCGCCCGCGCCCGCCGCUGCCCCAGUGGCGCCCGCCGGCCCCCGCCCAGCGCGCCAGGGGGUCGGCCGCCCACCCCUCUCCGACGCGGUCAAGAGCGAGCGGGCCCGGAUCGAGGAGGAGAGCCGCCGUGGCGUUGGCCGGCCGCCCGCGGCCCCGCUGGCCCUCCCAGGGCAGCGCACGCCAGCGGAGGUCGUAGCUCUGUCAUCGGCGGAGCGGGCGCGGAGCCGCACUCCGCGGCCCGCCGCGCCCGCCGACGCCGACGCCGGCCCGCGCCCCCCGGCCGCGGCGCCCGCGCCCGCCACGGGCGCCGACGGUGCAGCAGCCCUGCAAGACGCCGACGAGGCCAAGGCGCUGGCCUGGGCACUGGAGGCCUCUUCCGCGGCCGGCGGCGGUGCCCUCUCCGGCGGAUGGCUCCCGAGGCCGCCCCCGCGCCGCCCCGCUGGCCCGGGUGGCGCGCGCGCCGCUUCGAGCUCGAGGACGGCUUCGAAGGCGUUCCCAUGCACGGCCGAGCUGCGGGCGCCGGAGCCCCCCACCGCUCGCAAGGCGGCCAGCAGUGCGGGGUGCAACCCCGUAGCGGCCGCUCACUGGGAGGAGGCACUAGGCCACGUCGAAAUGACCCCCAGCUCGCCGGAGGCACCUGGCCCGGCUGCCCCAGCGGUGGCGACGCCAGCGGGGAUCGCGUCGGCUCCCGCGGCCGCGGCCCCCGCCGCCGCGACGCCAGCUCUCGCCGCGCCGACGCCGUCGCCCCUGCCUCCGGCUGCAUUCUCCGCCAGCGAUGCCAGGAUGGACUUUCUCGAAGAACUCCACUGGGCCCACGAGUUCAUCCAGAGCCGAUAUGAGGCGGAGUUCGCGGCCUACAGGGCGGAGCUGGGUGAGAGCAUAUCGAAGUGCCUCACGGAGGACGAGAUUCGCCUGAACUGGCUCGCGGACCAUGCGCGCCGCAUCGCACGCCAGACG